AUGGAUGAACACUUUGAAAAUCCAAAGAAAUUUUUUCAGGAUUUGCUAUGGAACAAAGAUCCGGAAGCAACCGAAAAAUUACUCAAGCUUGCUCAGAGCUUAAAAAAAGAUAGCAGCGGGGAUACAGCAGAAGUCGAGGAAUGGCGUGAGAGUAGCGUGGAAAAAAGACUAGAAUAUGCCAUUGUUAAGGGUAUCGAUACCUAUGUAGUGGAAGAUACAGAGGAAGCGCGACUGGACACUGCAAAAUAUCCUCGACCGCUGAAUGUCAUCGAACAGCCGCUUAUGGCUGGAAUGUCUGUUGUUGGCGAUCUUUUCGGUUCCGGUAAAAUGUUCCUUCCACAGGUCAUCAAAUCAGCACGUGUUAUGAAGAGAGCAGUUUCGCAUCUAAUACCAUUCAUGGAAGCGGAAAGGAUAAAAAAUAUGCAGGAGAACAAAGGCAAUGCUGAUGAGAAUCCUUACCAGGGCACGGUUGUGAUGGCAACAGUGAAAGGUGAUGUCCACGACAUCGGUAAAAAUAUUGUUGCCGUUGUUUUGGGAUGUAAUAAUUAUCGGGUGAUUGAUCUGGGCGUUAUGACUCCGUGUGAGAAAAUCAUCAAAACAGCAAUCGAAGAAAAAGCAGAUUUCAUUGGUUGUUCUGGAUUGAUUACGCCAUCACUGGACGAAAUGGUCCACGUGGCUCGUGAGAUGGAUCGUGCUGGAUUACGAAUUCCGCUGUUAAUCGGCGGAGCAACUACAUCCAAAACUCAUACUGCCGUGAAAAUUGCGCCACGUUAUUCUGGUCCUGUAGUACAUUGUUUGGAUGCGUCGAAAUCUGUCGUUGUGUGUUCUUCGCUUACUGAUCCAAAAACCCGUGAUGAAUUUUUAACGGAUAUUGCGGAGGAUUAUGAAAUAGUUCGCGAAGAGCAUUAUGAAUCCUUGCGAGAAAGGAGUUUUGUACCGAUAAAUUUGGCUCGAGAACGCAAGUUACAACUGGAUUUUACUAAUUUCAAACCAGUGAUGCCGACAUUUUUGGGUACUAGAAGUUUUCCGGAUUUUGAUCUCAAUUUACUUUUACCAUUUAUUGAUUGGAAACCAUUUUUUGAUGUCUGGCAGCUACGUGGCAAAUAUCCAAAUCGCGCAUUUCCGAAGAUUUUCAAUGACGCAGAUGAUGCUCAGGAACGGUUGCGGCGACUGAUUGAUGAGAAGGAACUAAGUGGUGCAGCUGUAAUAGCAUUUUAUCAGUGCUGUGCGAUCGGUGACGAUAUUUUGAUAUUUUUCCCAACUGACGGAUCUCAUCAAGCAACAUUAUUCGGGCUGCGACAGCAGUGCGAUAAAGAAGCGGAUCAGCCAUGCUACUGUCUCUCGGACUUCAUAGUACCGGCGGGAAGCACCAAACCCGCGCCUACAGAUUACGUUGGUGCAUUUGCAUGUACCGCAGGAAUUGGUGCUCGGGAACUUUGUGCAAAACUCGAAAAGGAAUGCUUGGAUGAUUACAGCAGUAUUAUGGUAAGUAUUUGA
Messenger RNA from Gongylonema pulchrum, 1497 nucleotides. The record is from the annotation of a GenBank genome assembly. NCBI's taxonomy places the organism in Eukaryota, Metazoa, Nematoda, Chromadorea, Rhabditida, Gongylonematidae.